Molecule: messenger RNA, 1422 nt
Organism: Symbiodinium pilosum
Lineage: Eukaryota; Dinophyceae; Suessiales; Symbiodiniaceae
Source: the annotation of a GenBank genome assembly
AUGAACUCCUUCAUCUUGAAUCUGAGCGACCUGAACCGCAAGGCCCCAAAGACCUCCAACAUCCAUCGCUUCCCACUUCGCAGAGAAUCCUCCACUCAGAGCGACCACUCUCACACUCCACGCUCCGCGCAGGAGAGCUGCGAGGCGCUCCGUGCUUCGCGCUUGAUGCGCGGCCGGGCGCCGCCGGCGGGCACAGGUGCAGUAUGCGAGCGCCUGGGCCCUGGCACCUACAGCGCCUCCAGCGCUCCGCUGCUGCGGCCAGACCUGGUCCAGCUGUGGCGGCCGCUGCGGACUGGACUUCCAGAGCAUCUGCACGGCCUGUUCCGGCUGCGGUCCGACUCCCGGGCCCUGCUGGACACCGAGGCACCGGGAAGCGUUGAGGGUCUUCUGCCGUCCAUCCCCAAAAAGGUGCAAAUCAUUCCUAGGGUUGAUGGAGGCAUCCAGUGCAAACUGGUGAUUCUCGAGCUGUCACAGAAGGCUUACUACCUUUGGAUCAUUCUUCCGCUGCCCAAAGCCCGGCUUCGGCGGAGCUGGUCUGCAGAAGACAUCUGGCGCUUCUACCUGCCAGAACUGGACUCGCCGCUGGGGCUUGCAAACUUUGCGCGGAACCUGGACUUUGAAGACUGGCAGGCAUCUGCCGCACCUGCACCGACUCUGGGGUUCGACCGUCUUUGGGCCUUGCAAAAUCGUGGAGCAUGCCCGUCAAAGGCAGCUGUUGGAAGAGCGGCACGCGCGGCACAUGUGGCCAAGCUUGCGCUUCUUGGAAUCGGACUGUCCUACUCCCUCCCAGACCUGCACAUCACCCACGAGCGGGCGCCCGAAGCAGAUUUCGGAGACUCUGGCAGAAUGAAUGAAGAUGAGGAGGUGGAGGGCGAUGUGCCUCAGAUGGUGCUGCUGCUGUCGCUGGAGGCUGAACGCGAGCUGUUGCAUCCCAGGGCCCCCAGCCUGGUGGAUAUGGGUCGACAGAUCGGCAGGAGCGAUGGCACAGUGGAAGAUGUGGACGACUUCGAAGAGCUGAUAUUGUCACCGAAGCGCCCAGCCAAGCGCGUCACAUGCUUGGUGGACAUGGCAAGAGACCCUGGCCGUCCUCCAGAUCCUGAGAUGGAUGCGCAUGUCUGGGCCGAGGAUCAUCACGACAGGGUCUUUUGCUACAAGCCACUGGGUGGCUUAGCAGAUGACGAGGAGGAGCUAGACUUGCUUCUGAAGCCCACGCCGCAGGCGCCCAGCACCGACUUCGGCCGGCCAGUAGGACGUCCUGGUCUGGACCCCCGGGCCCGCGAAGAACCCCGGCAAGAGGAUGAGGAAGAAGACUUGCUGCUGCUGCAAUGGUCGCCUCCCUUCAUCCCAGCUCGGCUACCGGUCCCGCCGCCGUCCCCGCCACCCCACCAGGAUGCUGCAGGCCUCGAGAUUCCCGAGCACUAG